GGGGAACAUAAAUGGAGCUCUCCACGCCGUGAUGAAGAAUCCUCCAAUCAACACCAAGAACCAGAACGCCAAGGAGAGGGCGGAGCUGCUGGUGGUCAGAGUGCUGAGCAGUUUUAAGAGCAGUGAUAUAGAGAAGGCAGUGGGCUCUCUGGAUAAAGCUGGAGUGGACCUGCUGAUGAAAUACAUCUACAGAGGCUUUGAGAAACCCUCUGACAACAGCAGUGCCGUGCUGCUGCAGUGGCACGAAAAGGCUCUGGCGGUGGGAGGAGUGGGCUCUAUAGUGAGAGUCCUGACUGCCAGGAAGACUGUCUGACGGUCCAUCUGUCAGCAGACGUUAGUCAAACCCAAGAGACCAUGGGAGCUGAGCACAGGGACAGGCCUCUCCUCUUUCUGUUCUUGGACAUGAUUCCCAUUUUUAUACUGAAGCCGAGCAUCUUCCUGAUGCACCUCUUUCCUCAGUUUUUUUUCUUGUUUCUGCAUUCACUACGUUCAGUCACACCUCUGGGAUUUAGAAGUGCUGGCAGCGAGGCAGGGGAGGCGCUGGCACCUCUAACUGCGUCUGCCAGCCACGCAGAGAACAGGCACAUUUCAGAUGCUUCACUCGGACACAUUCUGUCCAAAACGGCUCCUUUCAAACUGCUUCACAGCUGCUCUGACGCCUCUCCCUCUCUACUCUGCUCCUUUCUUCCUCCCUUCUUCUUCUGCUCUGAAGCUCUGAGGUUGAGGAAAUGGGAGAGAUUGUUUUUGGAAGGAGCCACAUAGACUGUUUCCCUGCCUUUUGCAUGCUGGGAUUGGAGUGUUUUUUUUCCCUUAAUCAUUCUAACUUUGUUCAUUUUCUAUUUUUUUUCUACUCACACCGUUGUUGGAUUGUGUGGAACCUGGCUUUCAGGUUAUAGUGCUUGUUUUUUUAUAUCUGAAAUAAAGAGAAAUAAAGCGCCGUGAAUAUCCA
Messenger RNA from Morone saxatilis (striped sea-bass), 949 nucleotides. Its product is annotated as actin-related protein 2/3 complex subunit 5-like. Gene Ontology annotation, molecular function: actin filament binding. The record is from RefSeq and is a predicted model, not a curated record. Gene Ontology annotation, biological process: regulation of actin filament polymerization; cell migration; Arp2/3 complex-mediated actin nucleation. NCBI's taxonomy places the organism in Eukaryota, Metazoa, Chordata, Actinopteri, Moronidae. Gene Ontology annotation, cellular component: Arp2/3 protein complex; cytoplasm; actin cytoskeleton.